GGGUGGACACGCAAAACACACACGGCACGGGCUGCACGCUCGCCUCCGCCAUCGCCGCCGAGCUGGCCCGUGGGUCGGCGCUGCUGGCCGCCGUCCGCUCCGCCCGCGCUGCGCUGCAGCGGGCUCUGCGGGCCAGUACGGGGCUGCGGCUGGGGGCGGGCGUGCAGCGGCCCUUCGACCACCAGCACAUGCGGAGGGAGGCGGGCGGGAGGCAGCUGGGGGAGGGGCAGCGGGCGGAGGGGGAGCUAGCAGCCACCUCCCCACCACCAUCCGCCUCAGUAGCAGCCGUCCCUCCAGUGGUUGCCAGCCGCGUGGAUCGUGAGGCUCUGCGGCGGCAGCUGCGCCUGUACGCGGUGACCGACCCGCACUGCAACCAGCGGAGCGGCCGGUCGCUGCUGCAGGCGGUCACGCAGGCGGUCCGGGGGGGCGCCAGCAUCGUGCAGCUGCGCGAGAAGGAGCUGGAGGGGGGCGACUUCCUGCGGCAGGCGGCGGAGGCGCUGGUGGUGUGUCGGCAGUACGGCGUGCCGUUGGUGAUCAACGACCGGGUCGACGUGGCGCUGGCGGUUGGCGCGGACGGCGUGCACGUGGGUCAGUCGGACCUGCCUGCUGCGGCGGUGCGGGCGCUGCUGGGCCCGGGGCGCAUACUGGGGGUGUCCGUCAAGACCGCGCAGCAGGCCGCCGCGGCCGCCGCCGCCGGUGCCGACUACCUGGGUGCGGGUGCCGUACGCCCCACCGGCACCAAGGCCACGGGGGUGAUCGGGC
Astrephomene gubernaculifera is the source of this 762-nucleotide messenger RNA. NCBI's taxonomy places the organism in Eukaryota, Viridiplantae, Chlorophyta, Chlorophyceae, Chlamydomonadales, Astrephomenaceae. The record is from the annotation of a GenBank genome assembly.